AUGUCGCCCUUGGCCUUCCCGCACCGUCGCCUGCGAACACGCACGGCCAUCACGCUGGGGAUCGGCCUCUUCCUCUUCUACCUCGUCACCGCCCAAGGACCAAGUGGAUCACUCCAGAGCUCGCGUCAGGCGCUCAACCAAAAGCUGGGAGGCCCCACGCUCCUCGGCUUUCUGCACGACCACGACAAGCCCAAGCAGGUCAACUUUGAGGCCCUCAACGACUUGAUAUACUUUGCUGGGGAGGAGAAGGCUGCCCACGGCGGCGCGCUCGACACCGCCGCGAGUGCCGCAACGACCAAGCCCGUCAAGAUCGAGCUGCCGCCGCACACCUACCUCGAGAACGGGCUGUUGAUCCCCAACCCUGAAGGGCAGCACCCCGUGUACGACUUGAUCAAGCGGAGCCGCGCAGAGUGGGAACGCAAGCUCGAGACCGCCAGCCGUACGUUGCAAGACGCCGUCGACGAGUACCAGCGCCGGUACGGACGCGCACCGCCCGCUGGCUUUGACCGGUGGUGGCGGUGGGCACGCAAGAACAACGUGCGCCUGCCAGACGAGUACGACCAGAUUCACAAGGACCUCGAGCCGUUCUGGGCCAUUGGGCCGUCCGAGCUCCGACAGCUCCUCCAGGCGGGGUCCGACAAGUCGGGCAUGUUCACCAUCAAGUGCACCAAGGGCGACGGUGCCGAGGACGGGUGCUCGUACACGCUCCAGGAGAAGGGGCUGAACCAGGAGGGAUCCAACAUUGGCCAUAUGCGCGCAAAGGACCAGCUCGAUCUCAUUGCCGAGAUCCAGCAUGAGCUCGAGGACGUCGAGGCAGUGUUCUACAGUCACGACGUGCCGUGGCAGUUCCUUGGAAACGACUACCGGUCGGCACUCGUCGACUCUGCCCAGGAGGGAGAAUACUUUAACGACGACGAGCACGAGCUGGACCGUUCAGGCGGCCGUGGAUGGGAGUCGGGAUGCUCCCCGUCCAAACCCCUGCGCAAAAACUAUCCCGACCGACCAGAGAACCUCGACGAGCUGUGGGGAGCCAACGAGAGGAGCUUUGUCUGGGACCACCAGGCCACCAUGGACCCGUGCACGCACCCAAACCUCGUCCACCUCAUCGGCUACCUGUCAGGCCACAACAAGGGCCCCGUCAUUUCCCACGAGCUCCUGCCCACCAUGGCCAUGUCCAAGACCAUGUUCCACUCGGACAUUCUCUCUGUCAACUCUGAGGGCUGGACAGACGACAGCGGCAACGACCCGGCGUGGGAGGACAAGACGGAAGAGGCCAUGAUGUGGCGCGGGCGCACCACUGGUAUCCUGUUCAAGGACGCUAACCCAUGGAACAUCUCCCAGCGUAUCAACCUGGUGGAGCACGCCGCGCGCCAGGACGGCAGCAUCCCCGUCCUCCGUUCGGCCAAACUUGGCAAGCCCGUCGGCGAGCCCGUAGAGCAGGAAUACAGCAAGCUCAACGAGCGGUACAUGGACAUUGCGUUCGUCGACCACGCCAUCCAGUGUGACCCCAACGUCUGCGAGACGCUCCAGGACGAGUACCACUUUGCCGGCAGACUGGACUGGAACCAGGCGAACAAGUACAAAUACAUGAUUGACCUGGACGGCAACGGCUGGUCUGCGCGCUUCAAGCGCCUGAUGAACACCAACUCGCUCAUCCUGAAAUCCACAAUCUUCCCCGAAUGGUACAGCGACCGCAUCCAGCCGUGGGUGCACUAUGUCCCGCUCAAGGCCGACUUGACGGACAUGUACGACAUCAUGACCUUUUUCCGCGGCUCAGACGAGCCCGGCGCCGAUGGCCAGCCGCAGCCGGCACACGACGGCCUCGCGCGCCAGAUUGCCAUUGCGGGCAAACACUGGAGCCACAACUACUGGCGCAAACAGGACAUGGCGUCGUACCAGUUCAGGCUGCUGCUCGAGCUGGCGCGGCUCAUGGCGCCCAACAGGAGCAAGGCGAGCUACGAGUCGCCGAGGGCGUAG
This is a messenger RNA of Apiotrichum porosum, 1977 nucleotides long. RefSeq names its product Glycosyltransferase 90 protein. The coding region runs from base 1 to 1977 and encodes 658 amino acids. Lineage: Eukaryota; Fungi; Basidiomycota; Tremellomycetes; Trichosporonales; Trichosporonaceae. The record is from RefSeq and is a predicted model, not a curated record. The transcript has 5 exons.